Molecule: messenger RNA, 573 nt
Organism: Lactuca saligna
Lineage: Eukaryota; Viridiplantae; Streptophyta; Magnoliopsida; Asterales; Asteraceae
Source: the annotation of a GenBank genome assembly
AUGUCGAGUUCGUCAAGCACCAACAUCAGAACGUGCUAUUGUGGAGAUACGGUUGGGAUGUGGACAUCAUGGACUCGAAAGAAUCCAGGUCGGAGGUUUUUUGGUUGCCCAAAUUACAUGGAUGAAGAGAAGGACUGUGGGUAUUUUCGUUGGAUUGACCCACCACUAUUGAAUAAGUGGUAUAAAGAAAGAAUGUAUGAGUUAGGAGCUGUUGCUAAUGGGGGUGUAGCUAUUCCUUUUAAUAACCCUGUUAAUGAAGGUGAAAUACCUGUUGAUGGCCCUAUUGCCCCUGUGAAUGUUGAUGUCCCUAUUGCCCCUGCGAAUGCUCUUGAACCUGAUAAUCAAAUUGCAAUGUGUGACAAUACACAUGUGCCUAGUAAUGAAUUUGGAUUCUGCAAGUGGAUGAUGGUUUGUUUUGUUUGUUUCAUUGUAGGGAUGAUGUAUGGUUAGUUUAGUGUAAGUUGUAGGGUAUUAUGGUAUGGUAGGGAUGAUGUAAUCUUUUGGUUUGUUAUCAUCAUGAUGUAAUAGAUAAAUUUUGAUGUAAUAGUUUAAUGUUUCGGUUAAUGAAAUGGC